UACCAUGGCAGCUCUGCCCGGGACGGUGCCUCGGAUGAUGCGCCCGGCUCCGGGGCAAAACUACCCUCGCACAGGCUUCCCCUUGGAAGUUUCCACCCCGCUGGGCCAGGGCAGGGUGAACCAGCUCGGAGGGGUGUUCAUCAACGGUCGACCGCUGCCCAACCACAUCCGUCAUAAAAUCGUGGAGAUGGCUCACCACGGGAUCCGGCCCUGCGUGAUCUCCCGGCAGUUGCGGGUAUCCCACGGUUGCGUCUCCAAAAUCCUCUGUAGGUACCAGGAGACGGGCUCCAUCCGUCCCGGAGCCAUCGGAGGCAGCAAGCCCAGGCAGGUUGCGACUCCCGACGUGGAGAAGAAAAUCGAGGAAUACAAACGGGAAAACCCCGGGAUGUUUAGCUGGGAGAUCCGAGACAGGCUCCUGAAGGAUGGGCACUGCGACCGGAGCACUGUGCCCUCAGUGAGUUCGAUUAGCCGUGUGCUACGCAUCAAAUUCGGGAAGAAAGAGGAAGAGGAGGACUGCGACAAGAAGGAGGAAGACGGGGAGAAGAAGGCCAAGCACAGCAUAGACGGCAUCCUGGGUGACAAAGGUAACAGGCUGGACGAAGGCUCUGACGUUGAAUCUGAACCAGACCUGCCUUUGAAGCGCAAGCAACGCCGCAGUCGAACCACUUUUACCGCUGAGCAGCUGGAGGAGCUGGAGAAGGCCUUCGAGAGAACCCACUACCCAGACAUCUACACACGAGAGGAGCUAGCUCAGAGAACCAAGCUCACCGAGGCCCGAGUUCAGGUGUGGUUCAGCAACCGAAGAGCGAGAUGGCGCAAACAGGCGGGAGCGAACCAACUUGCAGCUUUCAAUCACCUGCUGCCGGGGGGCUUCCCGCCGACAGGAAUGCCGACUCUCCCCCCAUACCAGCUGCCGGACUCCACUUACCCCACAACCACCAUUUCCCAAGACGGGGGAAGCACUGUACACAGACCCCAGCCCCUGCCGCCAUCCACCAUGCACCAGGGAGGGCUUGCUGCAGCCGCCGCUGCUGACACCGGCUCUGCCUACGGGGCCCGACACAGCUUCUCCAGCUACUCGGACAGUUUCAUGAAUGCUGCAGCUCCUGCCAACCACAUGAAUCCUGUUAGCAAUGGCCUCUCUCCACAGAAGCAGGGUGCCCAAAACAAGAUGCAGUGCUCCAGGUGGAACCUCACCAUAGCCUUGAACAAUCAGGUGAUGAGCAUCCUGAGCAACCCCAGCGGGGUUCCUCCGCAACCCCAGGCUGACUUCUCCAUCUCUCCCCUUCACGGUGGCUUGGACACCACCAACUCCAUCUCUGCCAGCUGCAGCCAGCGGAGUGACUCCAUUAAGUCUGUGGACAGCCUCCCGACUUCCCAGUCCUACUGUCCUCCCACCUACAGCACCACCAGUUACAGUGUGGACCCAGUGGCUGGCUACCAAUAUGGACAGUAUGGACAAACCGCUGUUGAUUAUUUGGCCAAGAACGUGAGUCUGUCUACACAGCGUAGGAUGAAGCUGGGAGAACAUUCAGCCGUUCUGGGCCUCCUACCAGUAGAGACAGGCCAAGCUUACUGAAGAGUCCAACUGUGCCAACAACCCACUCCAGCAACUUGGUACCACUGGAGAAAACGCCACCAGCCUUCCAGGGAUCUACCUGUACCCGGACCCUAAUCCUUCCCAAUUCCCUUCCACCUCACACCAACUUGAGCUGUGAAGGAGACGGGAAAGAGGGGGAGGGCUCUCCAAGUAUCCGGCUCCUCCCAGAGCACUCUUCUCAGAGGCAAGCCUGGCCUCUGUGACCUGACUCCUCCUGUGGCCAGAGACAACGGGUUGGGUACAUUUAUUAACCCUGAGUUCAUGCCCUCCCUCUAACCUACCUGGCCAUGGCAUUUUGCCCACACUUAAGGACUUUCCAUUGAUCUAGGUAGCUGGCAUAG
Messenger RNA from Gymnogyps californianus (California condor), 1941 nucleotides. RefSeq names its product paired box 7 (gene PAX7). The record is from RefSeq and is a predicted model, not a curated record. Lineage: Eukaryota; Metazoa; Chordata; Aves; Accipitriformes; Cathartidae. Bases 5 to 1579 code for a protein of 524 amino acids. The transcript is spliced from 10 exons. Gene Ontology annotation, molecular function: RNA polymerase II cis-regulatory region sequence-specific DNA binding; DNA-binding transcription factor activity, RNA polymerase II-specific. Gene Ontology annotation, biological process: anatomical structure development; regulation of transcription by RNA polymerase II.